Messenger RNA from Marchantia polymorpha subsp. ruderalis, 1886 nucleotides. The record is from the annotation of a GenBank genome assembly. Lineage: Eukaryota; Viridiplantae; Streptophyta; Marchantiopsida; Marchantiales; Marchantiaceae.
AGCGAGAGCCCUCGCCCUCCCCUCCCCUCCCCUCCCCUCCCCUCGAGCGCCAAAAGUCUCGACGAUCGGGCCUCCAUUUCUGCCGAUGAAAUUGUCCUCCCCCGGCCUCAGACGAUUUUGCUCCGCGCGAGCCUGAGCUGCUUUCUUUCUUUCUUUCUUUCUUUCUUCUCGGCAGCAGCAGCAGUGCUCAGGGACGGGAGGAGUCGCGAGAGCUCGCGCGUAGAGUCGAGAAUUUGACGACAUGGCUGCUGCUGCGGCCGCUGCGACCAUUGUCGCUGCGCCCGGAGGCGCGCACAGCGUGAGGCGAGCAGCCUGCCCUCGCCAGAGAGUGUCUUCGUCGUCGUCGUCGUCGGCCUCGGCCAUCGUGUCGAGCUUCCAUGGCGUGUCCGUGUCGAGCGGCGGCUCGCUCAGCUUGUCCACCGAGGUGUCAGCGCUGCGAGCUCUCGAGAGCAAGGGCAGCAGGCGUCGUGGGCACAGGGCAUUGGUUGUGUGCAAGGCCGGACCUGAGCAGAGGCCCAUCAUCAUCGGACUCGCUGCCGAUUCCGGAUGCGGCAAGAGUACCUUCAUGCGACGUCUGACCAGCGUUUUCGGUGGUGCCGCCUCUCCCCCCAAGGGAGGCAACCCCGAUUCUAACACUCUGAUCAGCGACACCACCACUGUCAUUUGUCUCGAUGAUUACCAUUCUUUGGACAGGUAUGGCAGGAAGGAGAAGGGAGUCACCGCCCUCGACCCACGCGCCAACAAUUUUGAUCUCAUGUACGAGCAGGUUAAGGCUAUCAAGGAAGGCAAGUCCAUCGAGAAGCCAAUUUACAACCACGUCACUGGUCUUCUCGACCCCGCCGAGAAGAUCGACCCCCCGAAGAUCUUCGUCAUCGAGGGUUUGCACCCAAUGUACGAUGAGCGCGUGAGGGAUCUCCUGGACUUCAGUAUCUAUCUGGACAUCAGUGACGACGUGAAGUUUGCGUGGAAAAUUCAGCGUGACAUGGCUGAGCGUGGCCACAGCUUGGAAAGUAUCAAAGCCAGUAUUGCGGCCCGCAAGCCCGACUUCGAUGCAUACAUCGACCCCCAGAAGCAGCACGCCGACGUGGUCAUCCAGGUCCUCCCCACCCAGCUCAUCCCUGACGACAACGAGGGCAAGAUCUUGAGGGUGCGCAUGAUCAUGAAGGAAGGUGUCAAGGACUUCGAACCCGUCUACCUCUACGACGAGGGUUCCACCAUCUCCUGGAUUCCUUGCGGACGAAAGCUGACCUGCUCUUACCCUGGAAUCAAGUUCUUCUACGGCCCCGACACCUACUACGGACACGAGGUUUCCGUCCUGGAGAUGGACGGACAAUUCGACAAACUCGACGAACUUAUCUACGUGGAAAGCCAUUUGAGCAACAUCUCAACCAAAUUCUACGGAGAGAUCACCCAACAGAUGCUGAAGCACGCCGACUUCCCAGGAAGCAACAACGGAACCGGUCUAUUCCAAACCAUCGUAGGUCUGAAGAUUAGGGACGUGUUCGAGAGGAUCGUCGCUAGAGAGGCCGCAUCGCUGGAGUCCGCCAAGGUGUAAUGUAAAGUCACCGUCUUUGAUUUGAAAUUGUACAAUCACCAGUAUGGUUUAGUAUGAUCAAUAUCGACGGGUACUGGUUCACGUUAGUAGUUCUCGCUGAGAUGUUCGAAGUAUCAAAUCUCUCUGUUCCUGAGAUCAAAUUUUGGGAAGCUGUAUUUGAGCAUUGUCCGUACUCCUUAGUAAGAUUUGGAUUGAGGAACUGCGAGUGAACUGGCUCAUCUGCAGGCCAAUUGUACAACUUAUUCUUACCUGGUACAACCCGGUGCCCCUUUCUCUUAAGAAAAAUAUUGUAAAUCAAGUCACGUUUUAGAUCUUUCUGGCUUGAUAUUUC